AUGACAGAAAGUGUGAGUGGUAAUAAACUAGGAGACCUCUUGGUAAAUGUUCAAUCCAUUUUGAAUGCAGCCUCCGUGAAAUGUCACGUAGUGGAUGAAAGUUUUCCAGCCAAAUUUUUUGAGAAAAAUCCGGAUAAGAUAUAUGAAUCAUAUUGUAAGUUCAUUAAAAAUAGAAGUAACUCAGAAGGUUCGAUACGUAAUGAGGAUAAAUUAGUUUUGACAACUAUCAAUAAGAGGUUCGAAAAUGGAGACUACGAACCCGCACAAGGUGGGUUUUAUAAACUUUAUCAUGACAUCAAAUUGGUUUGUACAAUCCUCAUUCACUUUUACCCUCAGGGUACAAGGAACUACCAAUUAGUCGACAAGUUCUACAAAUUUUCUUCAGAGCUUUUAUUACGAGAAUGUUGUAGGAUAGGAAUUGCGCUAACGCAAACAAUUAAUAUUAAAUCAAGAAGUGGUAAGUCAUUGAGCGGAAAUGAGACGGAUGAGUACGACGACGAUGAUGCAACAGAACUAGACAAAACAAUCUCGUAUGAUUUUAUCAAGAUUUCUAUGAAUUAUUCAGUACCGAUUUCUCAAACAUAUCAAAUAAGAACUAAGGAUAUGGACCUUUUUUCUUCGAUAAUUUCUAAAUCUAAUCUCGACAAAAGACCUCAUGAACUUCCUAAUACCAACUUCAAAAUAAACAAUGUCUUACCUCAGACUGAUAUAGAAAACGAAGCUCCUAGAUUAGGAUUCGUAGGCGCCAAUACCAGCAAUAUCCCAGAUCCGACCUUACCGCCAACUGAGAUGAUGACUAAAUUUCUGCAUCCAAAUUGGUAUGCUUUACCUACGACUGUCUGGCUAAAAUAUGGCAACUAUAAUUCCUGGGCACCUUCCUUCAAUGAAAAUGGCACCGUUGUGGAUUCAACAACAAGAGGCCUUAUUUGGCUUGAAAGAAUUGGUUACAUGGACUUGUAUGAAAAAAAUGAAAGGAAAGUAAAACAAGAGGAGCGACCGGACAUAGAUGAAGAAGGCACAAAUGGGAAAGAGAACGAUGAAAAUGAACGUGUUGAUGGGAAAAGCAAUGGUGUCGAGAGCAAUAGCGGUGAUAAUGAUGCGACUAUCACUUCUAGAAGUUCUGAGGAUACUGAGGACAACGAGCAAUCGAUAAUCAAGCUCCAAAACUUAUACAAUUGGACACCAUCUAAUUACAUUGGAGAUGACGAAAUUGAGAAUUUUCGGAAUGGCACACCAGAUAAGUUGGUUUCAGAGUCUCUUUUAAAACUUAGAAAACUCAGAAAGGAGAGAAUUUUAAAUAGAGUUUCAAAGCCUACUACAGAGGAAAGGGAAAUUUAUUUCAAAGUGAAAAGAAUACUAAAGGAAGUUAUCUUGGCAAAGAAGGUUUCCAAGGUACCUAUAAACAAUGUAAGGGCAUUCCCAGUAUUACAAACAAAUUAUAAUGGUAGCAUACCAGUGGUAAGGGCACAACCAGGUCGUAAACGGAAACACAAGAAAUAA
Saccharomyces paradoxus is the source of this 1500-nucleotide messenger RNA. RefSeq names its product Rsc58p (gene RSC58). The transcript has a single exon. NCBI's taxonomy places the organism in Eukaryota, Fungi, Ascomycota, Saccharomycetes, Saccharomycetales, Saccharomycetaceae. Gene Ontology annotation, molecular function: protein binding. Gene Ontology annotation, cellular component: nucleus; RSC-type complex. Gene Ontology annotation, biological process: regulation of transcription by RNA polymerase II. The record is from RefSeq and is a predicted model, not a curated record. Bases 1 to 1500 code for a protein of 499 amino acids.